AUGUUUGUUCAACUAUUACAAUUUAUCAUUAUUAUUUAUUAUAUAGCAGAAGCACGCAUUCCUCCUACAAUCCUCUCCAAAUUGAAAAAACAAUAUGAUAUGAAAGAUUAUCAUGAUAAUAUUCAAAAAAGUAUCACAGCUUUUGUUACAUUUCAAAAUUAUAAUUGCCCGAAAAAAAUUGAUUCAGCUACUGAAGCAUUUGGUAAGUUAUACUUAUUUUCGAAUGAUAAAGUUUGGAUUUUUAAGAAUCGAAAACCCGAAAUGGUAACUUAUAUCAGUAAGAUAUUUCGUGGUGGACCACAUUAUGUUAAUGCAUCUGUUUCGACGAAACAUCAAACUUAUCUCAUAGCAGAUCGAAAUGUUUUUGCAUUUUAUAAAGAUAAAAACACUUUCACUUUAAUAAAAGGAUGGCCAAAAAUGCUCCCAAAUCGUGUCUUGUUCUUUCCACAAGCUGCAUUUCCCGUUAAGAACGAAAGUGCUGUACUUGUUUCGGGAAAUGUAUUAGCGGCGUACGAAUUGAAACACAACAGGGUGACAUCAAUUAAUGACCUGGAAAGAUGUUAUCCAAAUUUACCUGAAGAUUUUCGAACCGGUAUACCAUUUCCAACGGGACAAUUUAACGCAUAUUAUUUUUUAGACUCGCAUAAUUUAUAUGAGUAUAACAUGAACACCAAAAGAAUCAUAUUUUCACAACCACUUAAAAAAUAUCUUUUGUGCUGA
Brugia malayi is the source of this 720-nucleotide messenger RNA. It is a transcript of the gene Bma-zmp-4, whose product is annotated as Hemopexin family protein. Lineage: Eukaryota; Metazoa; Nematoda; Chromadorea; Rhabditida; Onchocercidae. Bases 1 to 720 code for a protein of 239 amino acids. The record is from RefSeq and is a predicted model, not a curated record. The transcript is spliced from 5 exons.